This is a messenger RNA of Amborella trichopoda, 3097 nucleotides long. RefSeq names its product P-type ATP-ase 1 (gene PAA1). The record is from RefSeq and is a predicted model, not a curated record. Gene Ontology annotation, molecular function: copper ion binding; ATP binding; P-type divalent copper transporter activity. Gene Ontology annotation, biological process: copper ion homeostasis; monoatomic cation transport. Gene Ontology annotation, cellular component: membrane. NCBI's taxonomy places the organism in Eukaryota, Viridiplantae, Streptophyta, Magnoliopsida, Amborellales, Amborellaceae.
UGAAGGCUCUCGUCUUCAUUGCUGCUACCGCUCUCUCUCUCUCUCUCUCUCUCUGUGAUGGAGGCUUUAGGUGCGUCAGCCCCCCUUCUCCGCUCCUGCAAAACCCUAAGACCCCUCUUCUCUCGCUCUCUGAACCCACGCUUUCUCCCCUCUCAGAGAAGAGUUUGGUUUUCAUGUUUGUUUCAUGGCAAUUCCGCGACGUUCGGUCUCUGGAAUUCGAUUUCAAUAUCUGGAAUUAUGGCUGGAAAAUUGGGCUUUAGGGCUUCAAAUGUUCCUCGAACGGCCUCUAUUUCAGGAAUAGGAGUAGGAGCUGGAAAUGGAGGAGAGAGAAGAGGUGGAGAUGGAGGAGGAGGAGGUGGCGGCGGUAAUGGCGGAGAUGAGUUUCAGGUCGAGAGAGUGAGAGCUGAAGAAGCUGUGAAGCGUUCUGAUGUCAUUAUACUCGAUGUUGGGGGGAUGUCUUGUGGAGGAUGUGCUGCAAGUGUGAAACGUAUAUUAGAAAGUCAACCCCAAGUAUCUUCUGCUUCGGUCAACCUUGCUACAGAGAUAGCAGUAGUAUGGGCUAUCCCAGAAGUUCAAGUUACGCAGAAUUGGCAACAGCAUUUGGGAGAGAUUCUUGCCAGUCACUUGACAAGUUGCGGAUUUAAAUCAAACCUUCGAACAGGUCCUGGACAAAGUUAUAAUAAAAUUUUUGAACAGAGGAGAUUGGAAAGGCUUAGCCGUUUGGAACGAAGUGGUCGUGAGCUUGUUGUGUCAUGGGCAUUAUGUGCAGCUUGCCUUCUCGGACACACGUCUCAUAUGUUUGGUGCCAAUGCGGCCUCAUGGAUACAUGCAUUUCAUUCUACAGGAUUCCACAUGUCAUUGUCUUUGGUUACUUUGCUUGGUCCUGGUCGCCAAAUUAUUCUUGAUGGUAUAAGGAGCCUUUGGAAGGGAGCUCCCAAUAUGAACACUUUAGUUGGCCUUGGGGCUAUGUCUUCCUUUGCAGUCAGUUCUAUUGCCACCUUCAUUCCAAAACUAGGUUGGAGAGCAUUCUUUGAGGAACCAAUUAUGUUGUUGGCUUUUGUUCUCUUGGGAAGAAACCUUGAGCAAAGGGCAAAACUGAAGGCUGUCAAUGACAUGACUGGACUUCUGAGUAUUAUUCCAAAGAAAGCUCGUCUUAUGGUUGAUAGCAAUGUUGUUGAAGUUCCAUGUGAUAGUCUGACUAUAGGAGACAAAGUUGUUGUUCUUCCAGGAGAUCGUGUUCCCAUUGAUGGAAUUGUGACAGCUGGUAGAAGCACUGUUGAUGAAUCCAGUUUCACUGGAGAGCCUCUUCCAAUAACCAAACUCCCAGGGACUGAAGUUACUGCUGGAAGCAUAAAUAUUAAUGGCACACUGACAGUAGAAGUAAAAAGACCUGGAGGUGAGACUGUUAUGGGGGACAUUGUCCGCUUGGUUGAAGAUGCUCAGAAUAGGGAAGCUCCUGUACAACGGCUAGCAGAUAAGGUUGCUGGUCGCUUUACCUAUGGAGUCAUGGCCCUUUCAACUGCUACUUUUCUAUUCUGGAAUUUGUUUGGUUCAAAACUUGUACCAGCUAUCGUCCAGCAAGGAAGCCCAAUUUCACUGGCGUUGCAACUAUCCUGCAGUGUUUUGGUCGUUGCAUGCCCUUGUUCACUUGGCCUGGCUACACCUACUGCUGUACUGGUUGGAACUUCGCUAGGGGCAACUAGGGGAUUGCUUAUACGUGGGGGUGAUGUAUUAGAAAAAUUUGCAUUGGUCAACACAAUUGUAUUCGACAAAACAGGGACUUUGACAGCUGGAAGGCCUGUUGUAACCAAAGUUGUGACUCUGGAACAGGAGCACUUGCACUUUUCUCAGAAUCGUACGUCUUGUACAUGGUCAGAGCAUGAGGUUUUAAGAUUAGCUGCAGCAGUUGAAUCAAAUACAAAUCAUCCCAUUGGUAAGGCUAUUAUUGAAGCAGCCCAAGCUGCUGGUUGUCAAUACGUGAAGGCAACAGAUGGAACAUUUUAUGAGGAGCCAGGAUCAGGUGCAGUGGCUACCGUUGAAUAUAAAAGGGUUGCAGUUGGGACGACAAGCUGGCUUCAGAGACAGGGAGUUGAUAAAGGUUCAUUGCCAAAUCUAGAGGAGAAUAAUCAAUCUGUGGUCUGCGUAGGAGUGGAUGGCACUUUAGCUGGUCUUGUGUAUGUUGAAGAUAAGAUUAGAGAAGAUGCCAAUCAAAUGGUUGAAUCUCUCAGUAAGAAAGGAAUAGAUGUUUACAUGUUGUCUGGUGAUAGAAAACAGACUGCUGAAUAUGUUGCAACCAUGGUCGGCAUUCAGAAAGAAAAUGUGCUUGCUGGAGUGAAACCGGAUGAAAAAAAGAAAUUCAUUGGUGAACUUCAAAAAGAGAAAAGAGUGGUGGCAAUGGUUGGUGAUGGUGUCAACGACGCCGCUGCCCUUGCAUCAGCAGACGUCGGAAUCGCAAUGGGAGGAGGGGUAGGGGUUGCUAGUGAGGUGUCUACUGUUGUACUUAUGGGCAAUAAAUUAUCACAGUUGCUUGAUGCCCUCGAAUUAAGCAGAUUAACCAUGAAGACAAUCGAGCAAAAUCUUUGGUGGGCGUUCACAUACAAUAUUGUUGGCAUACCCAUAGCGGCUGGACUAUUAUUACCAGUGACUGGGACAAUGUUAACCCCAUCCAUUGCAGGAGCUCUAAUGGGCUUGAGCUCAUUAGGUGUCAUGUCAAAUUCGUUGCUUUUGAAGCUCAAGUUUGGACUAAAUUAUAAACCAGAAUAUUCAACUUCACAUCACAAAACUAAGUCUCAGGAUGAUAUCAUUAUUGAGCACAAAAAGAUGGAGGAAGGAUAUCCUGCUAAGUGGAGAAACACAUAAAAGUACUGAUUAUUUAUUUUAUCACUAUCAGGGAAAUAAAACUAAUGCUAUUUAGAGUUUUUUGAUCUGUGAAAAGUAGAAUUCAUUGUUCUUUUUUGUUCGUAUAUUUUGUUAUUUUGUAACCUCACGAAAAAGAAACGAUUCUGGUUCUGUUGUAAUUCUUUGUAAUUUAAACUGAGACGAAAAUUCGGCUCCUUUGGAAGUUCUUCAUUCAAUGCAACAUAGAGUCUUUGAUCUA